Molecule: messenger RNA, 666 nt
Organism: Spinacia oleracea (spinach)
Lineage: Eukaryota; Viridiplantae; Streptophyta; Magnoliopsida; Caryophyllales; Amaranthaceae
Exons: 1
Coding region: 1-666 (221 amino acids)
Molecular function (GO): nucleic acid binding
Source: RefSeq, a predicted model, not a curated record
AUGUUCCUUGCUGCAGUUGCAAGGCCUCGCUUUAACGAUGCUGGGGAAUGCACUUUUGAUGGGAAGUUAGGAAUUUUCCCAUUUGUUAAAUGGGUACCAACAAAGAGAAGAAGCAAGAACAGACCGGCUGGAACCCCGGAGUUAAAAGCAAUUAAUUCAGUCACCAAGAAUGCAUAUAGAAGGAUGUUAAUCAGACAACUUAUACCAGCCAUUCAAGAGAAGUGGCCAACUGAUCAUGAAGGGCCUAUUUUCAUUCAACAAGAUAACGCGACACUACACAUUCAAACAGAUGAUGUAGAGUGGUUAGAAGCAAUCAAAGAAUCAAACAAAGACUUAAGGUUAGUUUUCCAACCACCAAACAACCCUGAUCUUAAUGCAUUAGACUUGGGCUUUUUUAGAGCAAUUCAAUCUUUAAAGGACCAGACAGCCCCUACAACAUAUCAACAGUUGCUAGGAAGUGUAAAAGAUGCAUUUAAUUUGUUUUGUCCAAUUAAGGGGAAUAGGAUAUUUUUGAGCCUUCAAUUAGUCCUGAUUCAAAUCAUGAAGGCUAAGGGUAGCAAUGAUUAUCAGCUUGCACAUACUGCCAAGGAGAGUUUAGCUCGGCAAGGCAUACUACCCACAAUAUUAUUCCCAUCCCCUGAGUUAGUUCAAGAAACAUUGGAUUAA